AUGCGUUUCUCAACGGUCCUCUCAGCACUUGUGCUUUCUAGCACUGUUCUGGCAAACCCCGCCCCUCAGUCUGUUGCACCCCAAGUGACAAAGGCAGCCGAGCCAGCUCCAACGGCGGCGGAGGCGGAAGCUGCUGAACCAACUGCAACUCGUGCUGUCAACAGCCAACAGGAGAACAACCAGGAAGAGACGAGUGAAACUACUGAGAAGCAAACGACAGCAGCGGCCGCCCCGACUGCCGCCACGAACGAUCAAGAGGAAGAUCCUUUGGGCGGUAUUAUUUCGUCCAUUCUUCCCUCAAAGUCAGGCACUGCGGAUCAAACUACCGAUCAGACUUCGGAUGAGACUGCUGCUCCCACCGAAACCUCAGAUCCAACAAGUACAAAAGAGCAAGAAGAGGCCACGACCACCAAGCCCCGAAGCUCGUCAACUGCCUCCAGUAGCGACAACCCUCUGGAAGGGCUCAUUCCCGAUGGUACUACCGGCAACCCCCUAACAGACAUUGGCAAUUUCCUCCAGGGCAUCACUGGUCUGCUCUCGCCCACGUUGAUCAAAGAUAUUGAAUCGUUCUUCCACCACAUCGCAUAUCUGCUUGAUGACAAGACUACGCAGCAGGCUAAGGAUCUGCUUAACCUCGCGUCGGGUCUGCUGACCAAGGACUUGAUCAACAAGCUAGAGAAUAUUCUCGACAACGCGAGCGAACUCUUGACUAAGGACACCGUGGAUGAGCUUAAGAAACUGCUUAAGAACCUCGGUCCCUUGUUGACGCCCGAUCUAUUCAAGCAGAUCUCCAGUCUUCUGAAGAACGGCAAUGCGCUUCUGACUGCUGACUUCGUCAAGGAAGUUAACUCACUUAUCGGAAAUGCCAACACCUUGUUGACACCUGAAUUGGUCAAAGAGCUUAAGGGCCUGCUUGACUCUGCUGGUCCUCUUCUAACGCCUGAUCUAUUUAAACAGAUCUCCACGCUCCUGAAGAACGGCAACGCACUUCUAACUGCUGGCUUUGUUAAGGAGGUUAACUCGCUGAUUGGAAAUGCUAACACCUUGUUAACUCCUGAAUUGGCCAAGGAGAUCAAGGAGUUGCUCAAGGCUGCUGGUCCUCUUCUGACACCUAGUCUGAUCAAGGAUAUUAGCACCCUCCUCAAGAACGCCAUCAACUUGCUGAGUGCGGACUUCGUGAAAAACACCAAGGGAUUGAUCAACACGGUGUCGCCAGUUAUCACCAAGGAUCUCCUUGCUGAAGUUGCUGGAUUGUUGGGUAACGCCAACCACUUGUUGACUCCUGAAUUCGUGAACGACACCCAGUCAUUGAUAGAGUCUGUUGGUCCGCUGCUCAAGCCUUCGCUGUUCAAGGAGAUCAGCUCACUCCUGGGCAACGCCAAUGACCUGUUGACUGCGGACUUUGUCAAGGAGACCCGCAGCUUGAUUGGUGCUGUCUCCCCUGUUCUGACGCCGGCCGUUCUCAAGGAAGUUGCCGGCUUGUUGGGCAACGCCAACGAUCUCCUGACCAAGGACUUCGUCAACGAAACCCGCGGCCUCAUCGGAACUGUUUCUCCCUCUAUCACACCCGAGCUCCUCAAGCAAGUCAGCGGCCUUCUCGGCAAUGCCAACGACUUGUUGACCAAGGAAUUUGUGAAAGACACCAAGGGAUUGAUCACAGAGCUCGGCCCGAUUGUCGACGACGGCGCCAUCGGCGACCUGCUCACCAAUGCCAACCACCUCUUGACGCCCAAGUUCGUCAAUGAGACAUCUGGAUUGAUCAGCAGUGUCUCACCCGUUAUCACACCCGAUCUCCUCAAGGAAGUCGGUGAUGUCCUGGAUCACGCCAACAAGCUGCUCACUGAGAAGUUCGUCGAGGAAACUCAGAGCUUGAUCAGCAGCGUUGGCCCGGUUAUCACACCCAAGCUCCUCAACAAUGUGACCGCGCUGGUUGGAAACGCUACUGGCCUUCUCACACCGAAAUUUGUCGACGAGACCAAGGGUCUCAUCGAUGAGGUCGCGCCCGUCAUCACUCCCGAUCUUCUCGGCCAGGUUGGCGGUCUCCUGACCAACGCCAAUGACCUGCUAUCCAAGAAGUUCGUUAACGAGACGACGACGUUGAUUGACGACGUUUCUGAGUUGCUUCCUGUUCUGAUGCAGAUCUUGGGUAGCCUGUGA
Messenger RNA from Aspergillus versicolor CBS 583.65, 2157 nucleotides. RefSeq lists its product as uncharacterized. The transcript is spliced from 3 exons. The record is from RefSeq and is a predicted model, not a curated record. The coding region runs from base 1 to 2157 and encodes 718 amino acids. NCBI's taxonomy places the organism in Eukaryota, Fungi, Ascomycota, Eurotiomycetes, Eurotiales, Aspergillaceae.